GGAACAGUGGUGGGUGAAACACACUCGUCGUUUCUCGUACACCAGAAGAAUAUUGCAAAUUCUGUGACUUCUGAAGAGUUUGCUGACCAUGACAACGUUGGAUUUCGACUGAUAAGGCCCAUAAACACAGUUCGAGGUUUCCGGGAUUUUCCCUUGGUACCAUCACAUGCCAAAGAAAUAGAGAAAAAUAUGAUUGGACAACAGUGUAAUUUGUCGCGCGGAAAUUGCGUGGAAGAUGUGGACAAAAUGACGAAUCGAAAGGUGACGCUGCUACGCCUGUGACCGCCGCCGGAUAGCAUGCGCUGUGCGCCCAGGACGCCGCCGCGACCACGCUCCACCCGGCCGCCCAGCUAGCACCCGAGACUCGAGCUCCAGCGCCGCAGUGCCUUGUUCCCCGGGGGGAGGGGACGGGGUGUCGGGGGGGAUGUGUCUGUAGCGGCACAAACGGACGCCUGUGGCGAGUGCUCGUGUGAGCGAUGGACGACGGCGAGGACUACUUGGGGGCUCCGAGCUCGGGACCCGAGGUCAAGGGUCAGCAGGCGAUGGGAGGAGGCUGCGUCUUCAACAAGGCGGCGCCGGAGGUGGUGACCAAGGCGACGGCCGGAGGUAGCAGCGAACUGGGCGACAUGACCUUCUGCAUGGCCAACUACGUCAAGGACGCCAUGAAGAUGAUGUGUAUGAUGAGGAGUAAUCGAAUGCUAACUGAUGUGGUACUGGAGGUUGGCUCAGAACUCUUCCAUGCACACAAAGUUGUUCUUGCUGCUGCUAGUCCAUACUUUAAGGCAAUGUUCACAGGAGGUUUGAAAGAAUGUGAAAUGUCUAGAGUGAAGUUACAAGGUGUAUGCCCCACUGCAAUGGCUCGUCUCAUGUACUUCAUGUAUACUGGUCAGAUACGUGUCACUGAAGUUACUGUAUGUCAACUUUUACCUGCUGCAACUAUGUUUCAGGUGACUAAUGUGAUAGAUGCUUGCUGUUUGUUUCUUGAGCGACAGUUAGAUCCCAGCAAUGCAAUAGGCAUUGCUAAAUUUGCUGAGCAACAUGGCUGUAAAGAUUUAUGCCAAAAGGCAAAUCAGUUCAUUGUACAACAUUUCACCCAGGUCUGCCAAGAGGAAGAAUUUCUUCAGUUGUCAGCCAUACAGUUGGUUGCACUGAUCAAGAAAGAUGAGCUUAAUGUAACGGAAGAAAGAGAAGUGUACAAUGCUGUUUUGAAAUGGGUGAAAUAUGAUGAAGAAAACAGGUUCCCAAAAAUGGAACACAUUCUUCAUGCUGUAAGGUGCCAGUUUCUUACACCAAGCUUCUUACAUGAGCAGAUGAAGAACUGUGAUGUUCUAAAGAAAUUACCUGCUUGCAGAGAAUAUCUUGCACAAAUUUUUAAGGAUCUAACUCUGCAUAAACGGCCAUGUGUGAAGGAACGAACACCAAAUACUCCAAGAGUUAUUUAUAUUGCUGGAGGCUAUUUUCGAAAUUCACUUGAUGUAAUGGAAGCAUAUAAUGUGGAUGACCGUACAUGGACAAAACUUGCUAGCUUAACUGUUCCACGAUCUGGUUUGGGAGGCGCUUUUCUAAAGGGAAUGUUCUAUGCUGUGGGAGGCCGCCACAACUCUCCAGACUCUAGAUAUGACUCAGACUGGGUGGACAGGUAUAAUCCUGCUAAAGAUGUAUGGAGACCUUGCAGCCCCAUGUCUGUUCCGAGAAACCGUGUUGGUGUGGCUGUUAUGGAUGGUUAUCUGUAUGCAGUUGGAGGUUCAGCAGGCUCAGAGUAUCACAACAGUGUUGAAAGGUUUGACCCUGAUGAAGACACAUGGACAAAUGUGAAGCCAAUGCAUGUGAAACGAUUAGGAGUUGCUGUAGCUGUUGUCAACAGGUUACUCUAUGCUAUAGGAGGUUAUGAUGGCAAAGCCAGGCAGAGUAGUGUUGAAUGUUAUCAUCCAGAGAAUGAUGAAUGGACUAUGGUGGCACCUCUUAAUGUCAGUCGCAGUGGUGCAGGUGUGGCUGCACUCAACCAGUACAUUUAUGUUGUGGGAGGUUAUGAUGGACAGCGACAGGUAAAUUCAGUAGAACGCUAUGACACAGAACGUGAUAUCUGGCAAUUUGUUGCAAGUAUAAGAAUUGCUCGCUCUGCUCUAAGUGUCACUGCUUUGGAUGGAAAACUAUAUGCUAUGGGUGGCUAUGAUGGCACAGCAUUCCUAAAUAUUGUGGAGGUGUAUGACCCUACAAGAGAUGUGUGGGAGGAAGGACAACCACUUACAAGUGGCAGAUCAGGCCAUGCAUGUGCAGUAUCAUAUCCACAAUGCCUCAUACACUGUGAGCACAUGGACCAACCUCUUACACUUAUGGACACACCAACUCCAACACCAGGGACCAGUGGUGCAAAUAUAUAACCAUGUGCAGUUUUUAGGAUUUUUGGAAAGUGUUAAGUGCUUGCUUGAAACAGUGGUUCUCAGCAGAAUGGUCUGAAUUGUCAUAACCCUGACCACAAAUAACUCUGAAAACAGUUUAACUUUUUGUGGGGGACAGUUUUACAAAACAUAACACUGUGUGUGUGGACAAGCAUCAAUAUGUUAUUGCUUGUGACUCAUGCCAGAUGAGUAACUUCUCAAAGUUCACUCUGAAGAAGCGAGAUGUAUUAGAAUGUAAUGAAUCAGACAGAAGUGAUAGUGUAUAAAUAUUGUGCUGUGAAUUUUGUAGUUAACUAAAAUUGUGAAUGAUAAUGUUUUGUGGUGUUGGAAAUAUGUUUUAUGGUGCUUGCAUCAAUUGUAGACAUGCAACUAAUGACAAUUUUAAUAACAUGGGAAGGCUUUACAGUGAGGAGAACUUCGUGUCUCUUGUUGUUCCCCAGAUUUAAAACACUCAUCUUUCUCUUUAACAGUUGUAAAAGACACCAGAACCAGGACAAUCAAAAGAAUAGUGCCAUGAAAUCGAAUAACAUUUCUGGCAAAAUUUUUACUUCCUUCCACAUAUGUUUGCUGUGAGAUACAAUACGCAGUCUUGUAAGUAUAAUCAUCUGAAGAGUCUGUGAGAUCCUAGCAGUUUUGAGAAUAAUGACUUUGUUGCACCUGUAUCCUGACAUUGAAUUGAUAUUUUAAUUAAUUUUAUCUGCCACUUAAAAAUUUUGUUAUGCAUAACUGCAGCAGAAGAUCUUUUUUGUCAAAAAAUAGCUAUUACUGACUUCUGCUGCAGCAAAGUUUUUUUGGAGAGCUGAGAACUUUGUUAUAGGUUAAUAUCAUCUUUAAGUAAAUAUAAAAGCAUACCACCAGUGUGGUAUGGUGAUUCCUAAAAGACUGAAUUGUUAUUGUUGUUGUUAUAAUUAUUGUUAUUAAUAUUAUUAUUAUUAUUAUUAUUAUUAUUAUCAUCUGUUUUAGAUGUAAGCAGUAAACAGAACAUAAUGAUCUUCUACUUCUUGUUGAUCCUUUAAUCUAAUUACAUAAAAGGUGGUGCUGAAAUUUUUUGACAGUAUCACUGAAACUUGGUUUGACACUUUCAUUAUAUCUUUGUUUUACAAUGUUACACCAGUUAAUAUGUGAUUCUUUGAUAAAUUGCAUCUCAUAGUCUGGGUUACAGACAUUUACACAUUUGAAGUGAAAUUUUGGAAAUUGAAUAAUUGUCUUAAAUGCUAGUGGUGUUUUCAGUAUAGCAAUACAAACCAUAGGUUUCUUUCUGUGACAUCAGUUGUUAUGAUACAUGGAUAUAAGGGUCACAUUUCAGCAGAUUGUGGCUGUUGGUUGUGAUGUAAGCUCAUAUACUGAACGAACCUAAGGUUAGAUGUUUACUGAAAACUCCAAUUUUUCAAGAUAUAUGGAAGUGUUGGUAAACAAUAAUGUACCCUUUAAGUAAGCAUAGAUUGAAGAAGAAAAUAAAGGAAAAUAUCUCUGUGUAAAUAUUAAUUGGGACCAUCAAAAUUUUGAGACAAAUCAAGGAAAAAUGUGAAAUGUGCUUGUUUACAACCUGGACUUUCCUGUGUGCUUAUAUUUGUAUGUAGGGGCUGUUGUUGAUGUGUCUUAUUCAUAUAUGACAAAUAAACAGUUUUCUUUACUUUCCUUCCUCAGUAAUGUUAUCAUAAUCUUCUUCUUCUUCUUCUUUACUGCCAAAAUGUUGAUCAUUAUGCUGUUAAUUUACCUUUUAUUAGUAAAUUCAGCAAUUCUCUCAGUGCAUAUUUUCUUUACUUUUAAAAUUCAGAAAAUAUCACUCUUUAAAGGUUUUCCUACUGCAGUCAUGGAGGCUUCAUAAAUUUUCAUGGAACUCUUAUUAAACUGAUUUCUUACAUGAAACAAACAAUUUUUACUUGUUGUUGGUACUUGCACAUGAAGGAGCGAGAAGAAUCUUUAUUCUAAAUGUUGCAAUGGUGUUGUGAGAUAUGAAUAGAGAUUAUACUGAAAUAAGUUAAGCAUAUUGAUUUUCUACUACUAUUAUAUUGUGUAUACAGUUAAAAUUUGAGUCUUAUAUAUUCUUUAAGGGGACAUGUCCUAUGCUGCCAAUGUUAAAUUAUCGAAUUUUGUGACCCAUUAUCUUGGAAACUUUUAGACACCAACUUACAAUUUUCCAUAAUUAUUGAAUGCACCUUUCUAGAUACACUGAACUAGAAUUAUUACUAAAAUUGUAUUGUGGGGCAUAUUAUCUUCUUUUAUUUUCAAACACUCAAUUUUUUGACAGAAUUUUGCAAAUAACUGAACAUAAAAACAAAACAACUUAGGCUAUUUUAAUUAUUCUACUUCCAUAUGUGUUGAAUCUCACACUUGGAAUGCCGUGAAAAUUUCAUGUCUCUACCAUCAGUACUUUUUUAGAAAACGGGUCAUUUAUUGCAUAAAAUGUAGUUCAUAGACAUUGAGGUUUAAAACUUUUUUAAUUACUAAUUCUUAUACAGACUUACAUUUCUGCAUCUUUUAAGCACUAGAAUUGCCCUGGCCCACAGUCUGCAUCUUCUUCAGUGUUACAACAGCCCAGUGUUUGCCUCCUCCUUUUCUUUCUUGCUUUUUUUUAGUCAUUUGCUGAGCAGCUAACUCUGCUUCACGUACAUGAAACUCAUCCAGUUCCCGCAGUCCUUUAGCUAGCUGUGUUCUGUCCAAAUCUCAGCUCUAAUUUCUCCAGAACCGUAAGUUUUUCAUAGUUCCCACCAUUAAAAGUUAUUACAGCAUCAGACACUGCUAACUUUACAGUCAUAAGGCCAAAAAAUACAUUUUUUGGCACACUGCACCACACAACAUUACUGGGACUCAUUCACAGUCUGGGUCUUCCCAUGUAAACACUUUUUUAGUAGCUCAGGAUUUGCCAAAUAUCUGUAAACAGGUUUGAUUGCCUCCAUUACUGCCAAAGGAAGAGAAUGUUUAUGUGUAAAUUCAUGUAGGGUGCCAGAAAAUUCUGCUUGCCUAUAUUUACAUCAACUGUUUGGUGGAGGUGGACACAAAGCAUGACAUGACUUUUCACCAGCUGAUAUUCGAUGAAAGAAAGUGCUCCAUACAACUCAUUUCAUCUUCUCUAAAUUGUCACAAUUAUCUCUAAUGGCCUUUGCAUAAUAUUCCUGUAAUUCAUCAAUUACUUUGUCUGUUAGUCUUCCAGCACGUUUUAUUGUCUUGCUAUCUGACAGUUUUAUGUUACCCAGCUUGGUUUUUAGGUUUAUUCAUAAUGCCAACUUCUGAAAUGUAGCAGUAGGCACAAAACAAAGCAAUUCACAGCCUUUUAGACUGUGUAGUUCUCAAGAUAUGACAGCUCAACUGUGGCGGUAUAUGCAUAGCUGCGAAAUUUGACAGUCACAUGUGAUCAUUCAAAAUAUUAUUUGAAGGUCUCACAAUUGUCUGAUUUUAAUGUAUUAUAUACCAAAAUGUUCAGGAAGUCCAAAGUACAUUAUAGAGUAGAAAGCAGAAAAUGUCAAAUUUCAAUGAAUUUCAUGUACAAUUUCCCCUUAUAGAAGAAAAAUGCUUUAUGGAAGAAAGAACAACAAAGUUACAAGAACUUGUACUUUUAUAUGUGACAAACUUAACUGACAGUAUCUGUGAACUAUUACACAGUGUUUCAUAUACCAGCCAUUGCACUGCUUGAGUUUUGAGAAAAGACUGUGUAGAUAGUGCAAAUCUGAAAAUAGGAUUACACACAGUAUGUAGAGUAUUAGCAGUGCAAUGUUGUUGUUGCUAGUCUGUAGGUUGUUUUGAUACAGCUGUCCAUGCAAGUCAAUCCUGUGCUCCACUAUAUCUAACUCCAACUUAUUUAUUUAUCUUUUAAAGUUCUUUAACCUCCUUACAAUAUUAUGUGAUGUAUGAGUCAUUUCUCUGACUCAUGUUAUACAAUAAAGCAGUAUCACCCCAGUAAAUGUUACAGCUGUAGUUUCUCUUGCUUUCAGCUACACAACAGUGGUAACAUAGAAAGUCCAUCAUGGCUAAAGUUACAAGGUCAGAUCAGUCAAUUACCUAGCCUGUUCCCCUUGAAACUACUGCAGGGCUGCUCUUUACAAUUUAAUUAAUUCAUAACCCACAGCAGAUGUACAUUUUUACAAAAUGUUUGUGUGAUGUGGGUAUUAAAUUUUAUAUAAAAAAGUUAUUGUAGAGUUGAAAGUGAAUUUUGUAGAUAGGAAGGUCCAGUUUGAAAACUACAGUAUUGAAAUGAUGGUGGAUGAGGGUGUUUAUAUGUUAUUAAUUAAGGUUAUUGAAAUUUACUUAGUACAAAUUAACAGAACUGAAGAAUUGUGUUGUGAGACAUGAACUACUGCUUUCAUCCAUUUGUAACCUGGAAAAAUAUUGGUUGAAAAUCUCCUUCAGAGCAGAACUCAUUUGUGGAACAAAGGUUUUCGAAAUGAGAAGCAUUGUGACUCGCCUUGACAAACUGAAUGUUUACUUUUUUUAAUUUAUGAUUUUAGCAUUAAUUUUUGAUACUAUUUUUAAAAUAUAAAUGGUGUAGAUUGUACAAUUACAUGAACUGAAAUUUCAAACCCAAUGCCCGCCACCCACCUAUUCCACCCUGCCCCCCCCCCCCCUCUCUCUCUCUCUUGUGUGUGUGUGUGUGUGUGUGUGUGUCCAUAUAGGCAGUUUUGAAAGGCAUUAUUUUAGGUUCAAGGUAUGUUGAUACCAUGCUCUGUUUCACUGUCAAAAUGAGUGCAGUUCAUCAAAAAACACAGAAAUUAAUGUUAAUCGGGUAGUUGUGAUGACUAUCUGUCAUACUACAAGUAAUGUGUUGUUAUGCUAAAAGCAAUAGUCUUGUAGCAACAUUUAUAUUAUUAUUAUUGUCAUAGUGUAUAUUGUUAAUUUUUCACACCAUCAUUGUACUUUCAGAAUUGUAUCACUACACAGAUAUACAAAUAGGUAUUUAAUUUGUAAUUUUCUUUCUUUUUUUUACACUAUCUGUAAUAACAGAUUUCAUGUGGUAAUUGGAGAGGAGAUGGAAUUGAUCAGAGAAUUGUGAUAUAACCUUUUUAAAAUUUUAUUGGAAAGUGUGAUUUAAAGGUACAGAAUUUGUCAAAAUUAUAAUAUGUGAUUGAAGUUUCAUGGAUGCAGUUGCUUUGUAAAAAUUAUAUUCAGCUUAAACUUGUGUGCCACAAAAUCAUUUAGCAUCUGUCUGCAUUGAUAUGAAAUGAAACAAUAUGGGAGACAAUAUGUAUAGUACAAAGACAAGCUAGGUGAAUAAUAGUACAGUGAGAUUCAUUUUUGUGUUACUCAAGUAAUUGUGGGGUAGUUCUGAGGAGAGUUUAAUGGACAGUCACUAUUAUCGUAAACAUUUAUUGAAACAAUUUUUGUCCAGAGGAGGCGCAACUUCUACAUUUGAUUAUUUAUGUAGUACUGUAAAUAGCAUAGAGUCAUAUGAAAGUUAUUGUCAAGGUACAGAAGUUAUAUAAGCAUGAGAAAUUGUUAGACAAAUCAAAAAUUCAGUUAUAUCAGCCAGAAAGAAUAUUUAGAUUUUGGACACCUGACAGCUGGGGACUUGUUGAGACUGCUCUCCAGAAAUUCAUAAUUUACCAAGUGACAGUGUAUAGUGUGAUCUAAAGUUAACUUGUAUGCUGAAACAGUUUCGCAAGCAUUAAUAUGAAAAUUUACACAUAUUUCUUCAAGUGAUGUGUAUCUGAUUUGGUAAGUUUUUUGCUGAAAUUCUGAGAAAAAGCCUAUAUAUGGUUACAUAGAGACAUGGUAGAACAUUCUUGAAUCACAUAAGUGACUGCUUAUUUACCAAUCUGUCUUUGCUGAGUGUGAUGAUGAUAUGGUGAUGGUGGCGAUUAAGAGAAAAUGACAUGUAACAACAUGUAAUAUCUAUAAUAUUUGAAUUUAUGUAGUCAGAAUCAGUUAAUACAAAUAAUAUUUGUUUUAAAGAAAAUUUGGAUUUUAAAUAGUAUUAAAUGUAAUCCAAACAUAUUAAAUGCAGUAGUAUGUGUAAUUUGACCAGGAAUGAUAAUGAUGGUGAGAAUCUUCAAAGAAAUAGCAGAAUUUCAGUUAGAUUUUUUUAUUUGUAUUGUAUGACAUAUACUAUAUGAAUACUGAUAUUCAUGAAGAAAUUAUCAUUAUUUCUGCAGAAAGCAUGAGAAUUUGUAUUUAUGUGAAGUACUGAGUUAAUUUGUUAGGCUAUGAACUUAUUCUACUUCUUUAACUGUUUUUGAUGCCUAAUAAUAAUGUGCACAACAUUUUGCAUUAGGUUUCCUUCAGAUAAAUGGCAGUAACUUAAUUUUAUGUGCUUGGAAAUGUCCUCAGUCUGUAUCAGUUUUUGAAAGUGCUCAGAAUAUGUUUGCAAUAUGUUAACUGUUAUGAAGACUUUUUGCAUUAAUAUUUAUGUAUUGUUAAAGUUAUAUGUAAGAAUACAGUUAGCUCUGCCAGAUAUUGAUUUCAGUCUGUGUGUCAGUACAUUCUGUGACAUAUAAUUGAUUUGAAUUUGUGCAGAGACUGUUAUAGAUAACCAGAAUUGAGGGGUAACUAUUGUUACAGAUUUGUCAACUGAGAAUUUUUUUUGUGACAGCUAAAAAUAAUUUUCUUUUAGUGCCUGGUACUGUGAACAAUGUGUCUAUUUACAUUAUGAUGUUCCUACUUCCAUUUUCUAUGAAUACCAUAUAAACUUCUGGAUGAGUGAUAACAGAAAUGUGCAAUAGUCCACUCUUAUUAUGAAUAUCAAAUGGACAUUAACUGACUAGCAUAAUAUUACAGUUACAGGUUGUAACAAUGUGACAUAAAUGUUAGGAUACAUCAGUAGUUGCCAACUGGUGACUGAAAUUUUCAGUAUAAUAUACUGUGUGUAUAUAUCUGUAUAAUACUAUUUAACAGGCCUAUGGGCUGUCUUAGCAUGAAAAUGACAUUCAUUUGAGAUAGCUGAUAUUAAUGAUAUCACUUAUUGAUACUUACUGAAAUGCUUGUACUUAACAGUACAUGAUUUUCUGCAAAGUGCAAUCUAAGACAGUAUGUGUAAAGUUCUUUCAUUGCCUUUGUCUGUGUGCUUACAACUCUGUAAGUCCAUGAUUUUCAGUUUUAUAACAGGAUUUGAUUUUUAAUUUUUUUCACUGUUAGGGUAUUAAAUAUUGUUAAAAUUGUAUGAUAUAUUUUUAUAGGUCCUCCAUUUUCCUCAUUGAGGUAAAGCUUUAGAAAUAUAAUAUGACAUUACUUAACAUGUUUGUCUCAUGAAGUCAUGUAUCCCAAAUAAUGUAUUCUCAGAUAAUAAUUUUAAUUCACCAGAAAAAUGUACACAGUAUGAACAAACAUAUAGCAUUAAUUUAAUAAAUUAUAUAACAUUAUUUAUUCAGUACUAUAAAGGUCCUACUUAAGUGUUUCAUGCAGUAGGUUAUAUAUAAUUUAUUAUUUCCUUCUUCUGUUUCCCACUGAAGCACUAAACCAGUAUUUCACACACAGCUUAUAUGCAAAGUAUGCCAUGUUCAGUUUUCAUGAAUUCAAAUUUUAAGGAGUGCAUCAGUCUCAUUUAUUUAAAAAUUUUCUUUCCAAUUAUAAUAGUUUCUGAUUAUGUCUUGUAAUAUAUAUUAUUCUGUUUUUACCUCAUUUUCACAUCACUUGAAAAUGCUAAGCAUUCAUAGCCAAAGCUAAAGAUCUGCAUGUUGCAGUUCUUUUACAUAUUAUUACUGUUUGCUGAAUGUUUCAACAGUACCUUUCAAAAUAAAAACAACAGUUUACAAUUUA
Schistocerca cancellata (South American locust) is the source of this 10085-nucleotide messenger RNA. Its product is annotated as kelch-like ECH-associated protein 1B. The transcript has 13 exons. Bases 477 to 2381 code for a protein of 634 amino acids. NCBI's taxonomy places the organism in Eukaryota, Metazoa, Arthropoda, Insecta, Orthoptera, Acrididae. Gene Ontology annotation, molecular function: protein binding. The record is from RefSeq and is a predicted model, not a curated record.